GAGGCUACACCUCAGCUCAGGUAAAGGUGUGGUACUGCGUGGAAGAUUUCUGCUGUCGCCUGUUGUGUUGAGUGGUAGCUAAACUUCAGACACGGAUAUCACUGGUCCACAUCACCAUUGAAAUGGCAACUUUAUGGACCGGGGAGAGAGGGAGCAUCAAGCCCAAGGCAGAUUUCAACGCAAAGGAUGACGCUGUGGCUCUGAGAAAGGCCAUGAAGGGACUAGGUACAAACGAGAAGACCUUAAUAGAUGUUCUAACUCAAAGGAGUAAUGGUCAACGUCAGCUCAUCUGUAAAGCUUACAAAGAAGAAGCCACUGGCAAGACUCUGGUGGAGGACUUAGAAGGGGACACCCUUGGUCACUUUGAGGACCUGCUGGUCGCGCUGGUAACGCCCCCUGCCAUCUAUGACUGCCAGGAAGUCACCAAGGCCAUGAAGGGAGUUGGGACUAAAGACAGUGUCUUGAUAGAAAUCUUCGCCACAAGAUCCAACAAACAAAUGAAAGAGAUUUCUGAUGCCUAUUUAAAACAAACUCAGAAGAAGUUGACCUUGGACCUGAAGAAGGAGCUUUCUGGAGAAUUUGCUAAAGCUAUUCUCAUUCUGGCCGAGGGCAAGCGGGAUGAAAAUACACAUGUGGAUGCAGCCAAGGCCAAAGAGGAUGCUAAGACUCUUUACAACGCGGGGGAGAAGAAGUGGGCAGACGAGUCCAAGUUCAUCGACAUCCUGUGUCAGAGAAGCAUACCUCAACUCAGACAAACUCUGGUGGAAUACAAGACCAUCAGUGGGAAGAUGCUGCAGGAGAGCAUCGAGGGAGAGAGGUCUGGGGAUCUAGAGGAGCUACUGGUGGCCAUGGGUAAACUACUGCUC
Messenger RNA from Salvelinus sp. IW2-2015, 866 nucleotides. Lineage: Eukaryota; Metazoa; Chordata; Actinopteri; Salmoniformes; Salmonidae. The record is from RefSeq and is a predicted model, not a curated record.